AUGCCACCCUGCCCCCCCUCGGUAGACGUCCGCAAGGCCGAACCCACCGAACCCGCUUCUUCUAGUGCCACCACCGACGCGGCAAACGCAGCGGUGGUGCAUGUAGACGGCGAGGAGAGUUCAGCGGCGGCGUCAGUGGUUCCCGCCGUCCCGUCGUCUCUGGUGAAGCCUUCCUUUGACGCGUGUAUUCCGGAGGUGGUGGGGCUGCUGAUCGAAGACCUCUUCGGGGAGUCGGCCGCCGCUAAGGAGGCCCAAGGAGCAAAAAUUGCCUCGUCCAAGAUUAAGGAGGCUAAGGGGCAGAAGGCCUACGACUCGUUCGAGAACGCGGCGAGGACCUUGCUCUUCCGGCCGACUUUCACCGUGCUAGCGCCGGAGGACGCGGCUUUGGUGUCAUCGGUGCACGCCCUGGUGGGCCCCGUGCUUUCCCUCCUAGAGGAGUGCGAGAACGCCAGGUCGGUGGGUGAGGCUAACGAGGCCCUCACGAGGAUCGAGAUGGGCCUGGCGGCUGACCCCAGCGUGACGGAGUCGGAGAUGCUCCUCUACGUUCAUGCGACCGUGGCGCCGUUCCUUCUCCCCCAGACAUCGGAGGAGGGCGACGACGAGGUGGAAGAGGGAGACAGCGACGAUAUAGGCGACAGCGACAGUGGUGCGGGGGGGUCGACAGCCGCGAGAAAGAAGGUCGGAGGGGGCUCCGCUGGCGGCGGGGCGGCGUCCUCCGCCCUGCAGAUGGCCUCCGAGGGUAACCUGAAGGGCCACUCCCGCCUCCCCGGGCGAGAGUGGGAGUCCGUGCAAGUCUUGGAUGGCGCUAGCGCUUCCAAGCACACCGGGCGUGACCGUCACGAUGGCCGCGCCGCCGGCCGCCAGCGUCCGACAGUGGGAGGUUCCGCCGCAUCAUCACCGUCAUUGUCGCGGGUGAGGGGGGUGGACCUGGGCGACCCCGCGGCGCUCGGGGCGGUGACGCUGGCGAUGGGGCUGCUGCACUCGCGGCUGAAGGCGGAGGUGACGGUAAGGGGGGCCGGCAGACGGGUGGCGGCGAUGGAUAGGCGGGGGGAGGCGGUGCGGACCACGGCGGACCCGUUCGUCCCGCUACUAACGAGGGGCGGGGUCGGCGGCAUCAGGGGAGAGAUGGGCCAGACGUGCUUCAAGGCUCUGUCGAUGCUGUUCAAGAGCCAGGUGCAGCUGAGGGCCCUCCUGGUUGUGUUGCAGAUGGCGGUGGCGGAGACAGUGCACCAGAACGCCACCUUCACGCUGAUCAAGGCCGUCGUUGCCCGGAGAGUCAUGCUGCCCGAGGUAUACGACCUCAUGACCAAGCUUGCCGAACUAGCGGUCACGAGCCACCGACCGACGCUGCGCGCCACCUCCGGCCAGACCUUCCUGACCUUCCUCCUGCACUACUCCCGGGGGAGAAACGGCUGCAGUUUCGCCUCAACCAGGGUCUCCCACGAACACGCCGAGGGGCGCCUCGCGGCCCUUAACCUGUGCUCCCAGCUCCUCCGACGGCUCCCGGAGCCCAACCUCGACCAGCUCUCCAGCGUCUUCUACCUCGCCCUGGUGGUUCGCCUGGUCAGCGAUCAAGCGGCGGAGUGCCGAGCCGCCGCGUCCACCGCCGUCCGGACCCUUCUUGGCCGCGUGUCCCUGCUGUGUUCCAGGAGCUCUUGGAAUUCACGGGGCAGUGGUUCGGGGAGAAGGAUGCGGGGGCCCCGUCGGGGGCGGGAGGGGGGGAAGAAGACCCCGGGCUCCGGCGAACGGCCGCUCAGGCCUGCGGGAUUUUCGUACAGGCGAGGCCGGAGCUCGUGCGGAAGGCGGCGGGGACCGGCGGCGGGGGCCGGUUGCCUUGGAUGCUGUCGGCGCUGUCCUUGA
Messenger RNA from Ectocarpus siliculosus, 1860 nucleotides. The record is from the annotation of a GenBank genome assembly. NCBI's taxonomy places the organism in Eukaryota, Phaeophyceae, Ectocarpales, Ectocarpaceae.